Messenger RNA from Penaeus indicus, 507 nucleotides. Its product is annotated as small proline-rich protein 3-like. The record is from RefSeq and is a predicted model, not a curated record. NCBI's taxonomy places the organism in Eukaryota, Metazoa, Arthropoda, Malacostraca, Decapoda, Penaeidae. The transcript is spliced from 2 exons. Bases 1 to 507 code for a protein of 168 amino acids.
AUGACUAGAGAUCUUCCGAACCAUCCUAUUAUAUUAUAUUGUGACUCUCGCAGUGCUUUGCAAGCGAUCAAGUGCUUAAGCUCAUCACAUCCAGUGAAAGUACCAAAUUGUCCAUAUGAAAAAGUGCCAAAUUCUCUGAACCAGAGAGGGCCAAAUUCUCAGAACCUGAAAGUGCCAAAUUCUCUUAACAAGAAAGUGCCAAAUUCUCUGAACCAGAAAAUACCAAAUUCUCCAUAUCAGAAAGUGCCAAAUUCUCUUAACAAGAAAGUGCCAAAUUCUCUUAACAAGAAAGUGCCAAAUUCUCUUAACAAGAAAGUGCCAAAUUCUCUUAACAAGAAAGUGCCAAAUUCUCUUAAUAAGAAAGUGCCAAAUUCUCUGAACCAGAAAAUACUAAAUUCUCCAUAUCAGAAAGUGCCAAAUUCUCUUAACAAGAAAGUACCAAAUUCUCUUAACAAGAAAGUGCCAAAUUCUCCGCGCCAGGAACGUGUUUGGUGGACAUUUAGCUGA